AUGACUUCCCCAGAGGUGCAGGCUGGGAGCCCCACAGACUGGAUGGACUUAAAGACGGGCUGCCGUACCGAAUCGCUCUUGCAUCCCACGGUCAGCAGUACCGAGUGCCCCUGGGAUGUCUCGGGCGCCUACCCGCGCCUAGCCUGGCGAACAGACGGCAACAUCAUGGGCUCUUAUACCUCCUUCUCGGGCUCCAAAAAGACCCUCAAAGUCGUGGAAAGCACCGACAAGGGGCAGACUACCUUCUCGCCCAUCGGCUCCAUAGCCAGCAGCACAGGCGACUUGGACAACUGCUUCCUCCUCGAAGUCCCCCUACAACCCCAUUCUCGCCGCGUACCGCAUACGGGCAAGUACACGUACUACCGCCUGACGCUGUCCAUCAGCUACGACGGCGGGCGCAGCUGGAAAUUUCUCGUCAACGCCGUGCAAUCCCCGCCCGAAGCCGACGUGCUGGGGUUCUGGGAACCGUUCAUGCGGGUUGGGGUAGAGGGGGAGAUCCAGCUUUCGUAUUCGAAGACGGAGGCUACUGACAACCAGGAGACAUUCCGGACCAAGUCGUUCGAUGGCGGACACACGUGGAAGGUGCCGCAGUGCUUGGUUUGUCACGCGGCGGACGAGAAGAAAAGGGACGGCAUGCAGAGUAUUGUCGAGGUUACGGAUGCGAGCACGGGACAGGAUGCGUUGAUUGUUGUCUACGAGACGACGGGUCAUGGCUUGUUUUCGGUCCAGGGCGCCGUAACGUAUGAUGACGGGACGAGUUGGGGAGAGAGGCAGACAGUGUACAAUCCCGCGGCGGGGAGGAAUGCUGGGUCACCGCAGAUUGCGCAGUUUUCUGAUGGGGGUUUGGUGGUUCUGUUCAUGACGGACGAGGAUGCGAGCGAGGUUGAUUGGCCCAAUGGUGCAACAAUCAAGAGUGUGGCUUCUAGUGGGCUGCAUAAUAGCGCUAUUACCGUCAUCGAUAGGGUGCUAGUGGCCGAGGCUGAGAGCAGCUGGCCGGGAGUGUUGCCGCUGAGCGGGACGGAGAUAAUGGGUGUGUUUGGGACGAAUAGCGCGCUGGUAGGAAAGCCUAUCACACAGACACGAGCUGCAUGA
Molecule: messenger RNA, 1092 nt
Organism: Pseudomassariella vexata
Lineage: Eukaryota; Fungi; Ascomycota; Sordariomycetes; Amphisphaeriales; Pseudomassariaceae
Product: Sialidase
Exons: 4
Coding region: 1-1092 (363 amino acids)
Source: RefSeq, a predicted model, not a curated record